AUGACAAUUUACAUCUGGAUAGUGUACAUGGAGAACCACACACUGACGAUGACCAAUACAAAUGUUUCACAAGACAGUGGAAAGAUGAUUAAUUCUGACAUCAAUAAAGAAAACACCUCAGCUGAAGGCCCAAAUAUAGAGGCUGCACUGAGCAUGUCUCCAAAAUCGGCUGAGAAGUUAUUGGCCGGACACAAGCCGACGAUCGGUGGAAGAAUAGCCCCCAGUAAAAAAGGGGCGGGAGGUGCCAAGAAAGGGGGUUUGGGUGCUCAGAAAGUGACAACUAAUUUUGCAGAAAUCGAGUCAGCGGCCUUGCAGAAGGAAAAGGAAGUCCCAAGUGCAAUCAAAGAUCAUAAAUCCAAACCUGAUAACGACAAAGAUAAUUACAUCUCCAUGAACCUGGCCUACAAAGAAUUGGCAAUUGAUGAGAACAAGCGAGCUCAACAGUUCAAAAAUUUUGAUCCCAAAAAAUUGGAACAGGCGGAGAGGCUUGGCAUGGGUUCUGGGGGUACAAGAUUAGUGAGUCACUCAGCCACCUCAGAUAUGCAGUGCAUAAAUCAGGAGAACCCGACCAAUGGCUCGGCCCACUACAAAAUGGAUCGAUACUCGUCUAGGGGCUCCAAAAAUAACAAUGACGACGACUUUGAAGUCAUCAACGAUGUCAGAUCUUUCCAAAUGAAGUCCAACUACUUUGACGCCAAGCACUCGUCAGAUGACAGGGACUUCAACGAUAAGUCUAAUUGGACGAAAAAAUCCUCUCGAAGCAUGCAGGAAAAUGAUUUCGGAGGUGCUGGUUUUGGAGGCUAUGGCGGCAGUAGCAGCAGUGGUAGUGGUGGUGUGGUCGCUAAAGAUGAUGAUGAUAGAGGUCGCAGUCGAAAGGCUUACCCGGUGCCGAGUGUUGAAACGUCGUCAGAAGCACAGCAGAAAUUCGGCAACGCCAAAGCCAUCUCUUCUGAUCAGUUUUUUGGAGGAACUAGAGAUAUAGAUUACGAAGCGAAACAGAAUCUGAGGAAAUUUGAAGGUAGUAACGCCAUCUCGAGUUCCGAAUUAUUUGGUGGGGCUCCUGAUAACUCAAGGUCAAAGUCAAUUGCAUAA
Messenger RNA from Helobdella robusta, 1092 nucleotides. RefSeq lists its product as hypothetical. The record is from RefSeq and is a predicted model, not a curated record. NCBI's taxonomy places the organism in Eukaryota, Metazoa, Annelida, Clitellata, Rhynchobdellida, Glossiphoniidae. Bases 1 to 1092 code for a protein of 363 amino acids. The transcript has 10 exons. Gene Ontology annotation, biological process: COPI coating of Golgi vesicle.